AUGCGACUGAUGAGAUAUCUCGAACAGUUUCCUUUCCCAACGGGCUCCUCUAACGUGAUCAUAUACAAAGACAAUCAAGAGGUAAAUGUGUUCAAAACUGUGUGCUCACGUUUAUCGCGUGAAAACUCGGUGCUAACGAACGCGGAGGCAUCUGCCCUCGUUCACGUGAUUUCGCUUGACAAUGCCAGGGAGACAAAAUCAGGUUUCCGCGAGGGUAGAUGCUCAUCUAGUUUCCGCUCGUCUCUCCAUAUUGAGACGGAAUUUAGUGAAGAUGUUCCUCGUAGUCGUAUAGUCUCCCGUUACGCUGCUUCUAUGAUGCCGCAUCAUGUUUCCACAUCCUCUACAAAUUCAAGUUGUUCUUACGUAGAUUAUCCGCAGUCAGUUCCGGUGGCAAUAGAAGGAUUACCAGAAGACAUUGACACAAUUGAACUCCCUGGCUUGAGAAAGAUUCCAGAUGUGGAAAGCAUUCCGAAUGAAAUGUGUUACACAGUUAGAGAUGAAGCGAUUGACCCAAUUGAAUUACCUGAUUUCACGGAGCUAUGUGCAGAUCAACUACAGGGUUCACCGCUUUACACCACCAGUGUGUCUUCUUAUAAAACCGCCCACACUUCAACUCUUCAAGCAGGACUGCAUGAA
Strongylus vulgaris is the source of this 636-nucleotide messenger RNA. NCBI's taxonomy places the organism in Eukaryota, Metazoa, Nematoda, Chromadorea, Rhabditida, Strongylidae. The record is from the annotation of a GenBank genome assembly.